Aplosporella prunicola CBS 121167 is the source of this 2019-nucleotide messenger RNA. RefSeq lists its product as uncharacterized. The transcript has 4 exons. The record is from RefSeq and is a predicted model, not a curated record. The coding region runs from base 1 to 2019 and encodes 672 amino acids. NCBI's taxonomy places the organism in Eukaryota, Fungi, Ascomycota, Dothideomycetes, Botryosphaeriales, Aplosporellaceae.
AUGGAUUCAAAGGCCCUACCGGACGACUAUACUAUUUACCAAGGAGUAUGGACAAACUGGACUUAUGGCCGUAUUUUCGGUGCCACACUGACGCUUAAUCGGAGAGACGGCGCUCUCCUGAUUGCGUUUAUCGCACUUUUCGUCACCUUAAUUGGAACGAGCUUUUGGCGCCUGAUCUGCUACGCCUUUCAUUACUACCGCUCAACCGAAUCACCUCGCGAUGGUCUCCAUCAUCAGAUCCAGGCGACCCUUCGCAACGCAGCCAACGGAACCAGCGGAGCAUGGAACCUUAUAUCGAUCCUAAAUGCGUGGAAGAGAGAAUCUAAACAGCCUUACCGCCGAGUACUUCCUCUCCUCAUACUCACGGUAGUUAUCAUCAGCGCUUUCGCCGCUGCCUCUGGCUUCUCGUCUAGAAUUUCCUCAAUGGGGAGCGAGGUACUCAUUAGAAGCAAUUAUUGCGGAAUGAUGUAUGUGACAAAAGACGAAUCGAUUUCCGACCUAUACACCGUCAUUGCUCCGUACGCCCGGCAACGAGAUAUCGCUCACACGAACUACGCUUCUCAAUGCUAUAAUCACUCCAAUCCCGAAAGCUGUAGCAUGUAUGUUAAAAACAGACUUCGUGUAGAGACUACGAGAAACGCCAGCUGCCCGUUCGGCGGCGAUAUCUGUACCAGGCCGAACAACUCCCUUAUUUUAGACUCCGGCCUCAUCAACCUACAUGAUGACCUGGGCGUCAACCUUCCUUCAAGCCAACACAUUUACUUCAGAUACAAAACUCAAUGCUCCCCUUUAAAAGUAGAGCCUUACCAAACACUGCAUAACCAUACGAGUGAAAGCGGCACAACCACCCUCGCAAGAUACCACUAUGGGGAGCAAGCUACGCGCUACAGCUACAACCGAAAUUUCACUUACGAAUACUGGGCGAAUUCCACAAGACUGGACGACGGACCGGCCACGAACGCAGACUACACAGUCAGCCACCGCAAAGCUUGCCGGGGAAACGGCACAUACCACGACACAAGCUCGACCUUCUAUCCCAUACCCGAGCUAGCUUACCCAGACGCGGACAUCGCACUCGUCUUUCUCUCCGCCAACGAGAUUGAAUUCGCCCAAGAAAUCAGCGAUGACUGGUACGCGGCGCACCAGCCCAGCAAUUCGACGCGCACAAGCCUGUGGUUGGGAAACAAUCAGGAGCUGCGCACGUACAAGCAAGACACGCCGGUGUCGGUGCUGGCAUGUGCGUCGCAGAAGCAGUGGUGUCUCGCCGACGGAACAUGCACGCCGCUAUCAAGCGAGAUAGACGUGAAGGGCCCGGCAGAAAGUCUCGCUGGCGAUGACGAUGAUGUCAAAUCGAAGUUGCUGUACUGGGUUGUUGGAGCGACCAUGCAGAGCGAGCCGAGCUUGGAGUCGAUCAUCUCCUCGCUGGGCUCGCAGGCCUUAACUUCGCGCACGAGCUUAUUCGACGGUGUCCAGGGCCCUUUGCCGGGAAGGCAAUGGCAGCAUGAGGUCGAGAGCUGGUUCAACAUUGCUCUUGCGAGGAUUCAGGCCACGUACGUUGACAUCGCGAUAGGCUCGGCUGAUGAGGCUGUUGCGCGGCAUAUCAAGCGGCCGAAGAAUAAGCAGGAACGGUACCUUUGCAACAAUCAGAAAAUCCGCAGCACAGUUUACACAAAUAUCUCACUCUUCGGUCUCAUCCUAAUCCUGUCCAUCGGCACCAUCAUAAUCCUCCUUUCCAAUUUCAUAGAGACCCUAGUCUCAUUCAUCCUGAGACGUCGUCGGGCAGACAUAUACGCCCACCUCGAGUGGGGCGUGAAUGAGACACUUCAGCUACAACGACUUGCCCACGAAGGAGUAGGGCUCGGGCAGUGGAAGAAAUGUGGCGACAUGGUACCCAUAACUGAAAUGGGUGACAUGAUUGGCGUUUUGGAUGUGAGUGAGGCGUGGCACGUGAAGCUGAAGGCACCGGUGAUGGGAUGGGAAAAGGAGGCAGUAGUCUCUAGUGGGCUGAUGACCAUGUAA